AAAAUGUCCUCCGAGAAGCUCUUCACACCAUUUCAGCUUACAUCCUCCAUCACCCUCCAGCAUCGCGUCGUCCUCGCCCCACUUACCCGUUUCCGCGCCGACGAUGCAGGCGUCCAUGGGGAUCUUGCCGUCGAGUAUUACGGUCAACGUGCGAGUGAACCUGGGACGUUGUUGAUCACGGAAGGUACUUUUAUUGGAGAGAAGGGAGCCGCGCUGAAGAAUGUUCCGGGGGUGUGGAAUGACGAGCAGGUGAAAGCUUGGAAAAGAGUCACCGAUGAAGUCCACUCCAAAGGUUCCUUCAUCUACAUACAACUCUUCGCCAUGCCCACCUCCAUCCCCUCCGCCUCCAUCAUCAACUCGGGUAUCCACGCCCCACAACACCUCACCAUCCCCGAAAUCCGCGAAUACGUACAGCUGCACGCCCUUGCCGCAGACAACGCCGUCAAUAAAGCUGGUUUCGACGGGGUCGAGAUUCACGGGGCAAACGGGUACUUGAUUGAUCAGUUCCUUCAGGAUGUGAGUAAUAAAAGGACGGACGAGUAUGGCGGGAGUUUGGAGGGACGGUUGAGGUUUGGGUUGGAGGUUGUGGAGGCGGUGACGAAGGUCGUCGGGCAGGAGAGGGUGGGUAUUAGGUUGAGUCCUUGGGCGACGUUUCAGGGCAUGCGUAUGAACGACCCGAAACCGACGUUCAGAACUCUCGUCAACCAUAUCCGUACCGAAUACCCUGACUUUGGAUACCUGCACGUCGUCGAGCCUCGUAUCACUGGCGAUCACGAUCAGGAAUUGAACCCUAGCGACUCGAACGACUUCCUGCGCGAGGCCUGGAACCCGCCCAACGUCAGCGGGAAGAAGAAAGUGUACCUCACGGCGGGAGGAUAUACGAGACAGACGGCGAUCGAGGAAGCGAAGAAAGAUGAUUGUCUGAUUGUGUUUGGAAGGUCUUUCUUGGCCAAUCCCGACUUGCCAAGGAGAUUGAAGGAGGAUUUGCCUUUGAAUGAGUACGAUAGGAGCACAUUUUACACGGCCAAACUUGCAAAGGGAUAUGUCGACUAUCCGUUUGCGACGACUCACUAGGUCUUAACGUGUAGUUAUU
Molecule: messenger RNA, 1093 nt
Organism: Stereum hirsutum FP-91666 SS1
Lineage: Eukaryota; Fungi; Basidiomycota; Agaricomycetes; Russulales; Stereaceae
Product: FMN-linked oxidoreductase
Exons: 4
Coding region: 4-1074 (356 amino acids)
Molecular function (GO): FMN binding; NADPH dehydrogenase activity
Source: RefSeq, a predicted model, not a curated record